This is a messenger RNA of Pseudo-nitzschia multistriata, 2464 nucleotides long. NCBI's taxonomy places the organism in Eukaryota, Bacillariophyta, Bacillariophyceae, Bacillariales, Bacillariaceae. The record is from the annotation of a GenBank genome assembly.
ACCUUCUAUCGUAGUGUUCUCGCUACGACAAUAAAAUACGGUACAAUUUUAAAAUAUAGAAUUGUCUUCGGUAAAGGUACUCGUAGUUGCAGCAGUCGUAAGGUACCUCUUCGGUCAAGAAGCAUUACUCGUAGUCUUUCCUUUACGAUCCAUGUGCAUUGCAACGGAUCUUUAUUUGCUGCGAGAAUACAGCCGAAUCACACUUGUACCACAAAGACCGCAACAAACMAAGCAAGAACCGACAGAUACGAUACCAUGACUGAUCAAACGAAACACGACCGAAAAUGGAUUCGAGGGGUGAAUAUUGGUGGAUGGCUCAUGGCUGAACGAUUCAUCACUCCCUAUCUUUUCGCCGUCAAUUCGUGCCAUAUGCAGGGAUCUUUGUGUUAUUAUCCAGGCCAGGUCGGUUUCGAUAGGGAGAGCAUUACMAAAGAAUUGUGCGACACAGAGGCAGUGUGCCARCCGAUGUUGGUGGUCAAGGCGAAGGACCCCACAGACUACCAUCUAAUCCACGGAUUCAAGGGCGACGGGUCGCCCACGCGCAUCCGGUCUGGCAUUACCGAAAAUGGAAUGGACUAUCCCGUGGAUGAAUUCACGCUUGGGCAGGUGUUGCGAUCGUCCUCCGGGGGCAUGGAAACCGCCACGAAGUACAUGGAACGCCACUGGAACGACUUUCUCACCUACGACGACCUGAAAACCCUGAAAGCCAACGGCGUUACCCACCUGCGGAUUCCAAUGGGAUACUGGAUACGAGGCAUUCCCGGACUGAGUAUAGUGGAGGGAGAGCCUUAUAUCCCCGGUGGGUGGAAGUACUUUGUACGGGCGGCAAAAUGGUGCCGGGAGCUCGGACUCAUAGUCUGGGCCGAUCUCCACGGGGCCCCCGGUUCCGAAAACGGCUUCGACAACAGCGGUCACUACCUGGGUGGUUCUACUUGUGACGGCUGGUCUAAAAACCCCGCUAAUGUUCAGAGAACCCUGGAUAUUUUAACGGAUAUAGCGCAUGGAGUGUUGGAAGCAGGUCUGGAAGACGUUGUUACGGGCUUUGGGAUCCUUAACGAACCCUUUGCCGAUUGCGACUUGGAGGUAUUGCGAAAGUACUAUGACAAUUCCCUGACAGUUUUGCGUGCUAUCCUGGGACAAUCAACAUCUGUAUUUGUCGGCGACACCUUUCGGGCGUACCGUUUCAAUGACGGGGAAUUCUGGACCGACCCCUCCAUUUACCACGACACUUAUCUGGAUAGCCACCCGUACCACGUAUUUUUCGAGGAGGGACGCUCCUUCACGCCCCGACAGCACAUAGCCUAUGUGUGUCGCCAUGACACCAGGAGCGURUCCGAUUGCUGCUUUCAGGAUGGUGACGCGAAGCAAAUACCUAGCGCCGGUAUUUCUCGCCUGACCGGAGAGUGGUCCGCYGCAUUUGAUGCCCUUCCGACAGCCUUGGUGCCGGACCUCAUGGAGGGGAUCUCGAAGACGGGACAGUUGCCUCAGAGGAAYMGAACGCUGUCUUCGGGACGAGUGGGCUUCUUGAGAAACUUUUGUGAAGCACAGAUGAUAGCCUACGAGGCGGCCGAUUCGGGCGGGGUCAGUGCGGGAUGGUUGUUUUGGAACUUCAAAAUGGAGUGAGUGGACAAAUUCUAUCUAAAACUUUGUUCAUCGAGUGUGAACAAGAACUUUAGCAAACGGUCAAUAAUAAAGUACUCGAUUGCUCUACGCUUUCGGAUUCAGCUCGUGUCCUAACCCUUUUUCCCCCGUCUUUCCUUUUCCGCAGAGGUGGGGCCUUUGCCGAAUGGGACUUCCUAAGGGGGCUCUCCGAGGGAUGGAUGCCUUCCAUUCCCGAGCCGACAGUGUCUUCCGAGAGCCUUUAUGGGAGAUGCGAAGACAUUUACAACAGAACUGAUGACAGCUACUCUAUCGUAAAUGAAUAUCCAGAUCCUCGAACGCUGGAUUGGAAUCAGUGGCAAGGAUGGAGCGCGAACGACGAUUUUGUCAUGAGUGAUCCCAACAUUCCCGUCGACCAUAUUAGACAUUCACCUCGGCAAUGGUGGGAUCCAAGGCGUAUUGCCGAUGCUCGGUGGUUCUUCCCGGCCUCCUGCGGGUUUGCGGUGGCAAUGGCCUUUUUGUUGCACCGAAAACUGCGGAGUUGUUUGCGCAAGGGCGAACGUCUUGGAUAUACCGAAUUGAAAGUGUAAACGACGAAUACCACUCAUUCAUCAAUGGCACCACAUAACAAAACCUUGCAUUGUCUUACCAGAUAUAGAAACUWCUCGGGUGGAAAGCAAUUAACCCCAAUACCGACUUGGUCAAGUCAUGGUAAAAGAACGUGAGCUCAAAAGCCAUCACAGCGUACAGAACACCGAAAUGCCCAGUUGUAAUUUGCUUCWCUCGAUAUCAUCACCACCACAAGAACUGSCACCGUUAGGUUUCAGUUUUUCUAACCCGAACUUUUCGGAGGCACAUUAYUUGU